AAGCAGGUGUCUGCUACUUCCGGUACUUACUAAUUUAUGAGGAAUCGAAGGAAAAUCAUUUUCAAACUGUCACUGUGAGUGAAAAAGUCCGAAUUUUUAUAGCGUUUGAAAUAUUUCUUCAAAAUACUGGGUCGUACACAACAUGCAUCACUGAAUCAGAAUUAAAGAACAUUCUCGUUUUACCUGUUGUGUGCUGUCAAAAUGGAGUUUGCGGAGUUCAUCAAAGUACCUAUGGUAGACAAUGUCACUUUGUACAGACCUUUCAAGGUCCCUGAUAAUGGCACGCUCUGUAUUACGGGUCACCACAUGAUAUUCUCUACAAGGCAGACAGAAAAUCAUGAAGAACUUUGGCUCUUGCACAGUGCUGUGGAUGCUGUUGAGAGAAAGAUGAUGCAGUCCAAUGGUAAGGUGUCCAUUAUUCUCAGGUGUAAGGACUUUAAAUUUUUGUCGCUGGAGAUUGAGAAUGCUGAGGUUAUGAAUAGUGUGGCCACAUCCAUUGAACAGUUGUCUAAUAUAGAUGAUGUCACUCUGAAAUACCCUUUUUUCUAUCGAGCAAUGUUUGAGCCAUUGGAAGAUGGCUGGCAGGCCUUCCAGCCCGAGAACGACUACCCGAGAUUUAAGGAGUGUGCAGAUGAAUGGCGGGUGACCAACAUUAACAGGGAAUACAAAAUCUGCCCUUCCUAUUCUCAUUCGGUUAUCGUUCCAAAAUCAAUCGAUGAUGAUACAGUCAUUAAAUCCUCACAAUUUCGUCAACAUGGUCGUUUUCCUGUUCUCAGUUACUACCACAGACAGACAAAGGCAGUGAUGAUGAGAUGUAGCCAACCUCUGACGGGUCCAAACAACAAACGAUGUAAAGAGGAUGAAAAGCUUCUGAAUGCUGUACUGGGAAUAGGGAAGAGGGGGUACAUCAUCGACACAAGAUCCCAGGCCGCAGCCAAGGCCUCACAGACUAAAGGCGGGGGUUAUGAGCCUGAUGCCCACUAUUCACACUGGAGGAGAAUUCACCAGAGUAUUGAGAAGAGACAGACAUUCCACGAGUCCCUGAUCAAACUCUUAGAAGCAUGUACUGAUGAUGGCUGUAGUAUGGACAAAUGGCUGUCGAAGCUGGAAUCCAGCAACUGGUUGACUCAUGUUAAGGAUGUAUUAACAUGUGCUUGUACUGUAGCUCAAUGUAUCGACUCGGAAGGAGCCAAUGUCCUAGUCCACGGGUCGGAAGGCUUUGACAGCACGCUCCAGAUCACUUCUCUAGUCCAAGUCGUCCUAGACCACGACUGUAGAACCAUCAAUGGGUUUGAAGCUCUGGUAGAAAGAGAAUGGCUGCAAGCAGGACACCCCUUCAAUGACCGCUGUGUCAAGUCUGCUUUUGCUGUCACAAAGAACAGACAGGAGUCCCCAGUCUUCCUUCUCUUUCUGGACUGUGUGUGGCAGAUUUGGCAACAAUUUCCCUGCUCCUUUGAGUUUAAUGAGGACUUUUUGGUUGCCUUGAUUACUCAUGCCUACUACUCUGACUUUGGAACAUUUUUGUGUAAUAAUGAGAAAGAAAGAAAAAAGUUCAAGCUCUCAGAAAGAACAGUUUCUUUGUGGACAUAUUUGACAAGACCAGAAAUACUUGAGCAGUACCUUAAUCCAAUGUAUGACCCCAAUCCCCAUGUCAUCUGGCCAUCAGUUGCUCCUCAGAGUCUGGGUGUAUGGACAAGUUUAUAUCAAAGAUCGUACAUAAAAGAUGCAAAGAAAAAAGAAGCCUGGAGGGAAAUUGACAAGAUUCAGUCCCGGGAUAAAGAACUGAGGUCAAGGGUCGCAAAACUAAGAAGGAUGUUGGCGUCUCUAGAGAAAGAAGCUCUGUCUUCAGGAGUCAUGAUGCCGACAGAUUUAGAAGAAGACUGUACACUGGAGGGGGGCACGUAGAAGAGCUCGCUUCUGAUAUCCGUGCAAUAUAUACCGAGAACCUACAGGGGUAGUGUGCAAUACACAGAACAGCCUGAAUAGAGUUAACCAUUAAAUGGAUGCUUUUUUCAUCUAGAUAUAUUCUGAGAUGUUUGUUAGAUGCAACAAGCUUUUGAUGAUAUGUGAUCCAGAUUUGUAUUACUACCAGUAGUGUACAACAUUCCAAAGUUUUUUUCUUUCAUCAAAGUAAGAAAUGAAAUUGUACUGUAGACACUUGUUCUACAGCUGUACAUUAUCAUAAAGACAGAGAUAAUUAACUACCAUGUAUUACAUCUGUAAUAACAUCAUAUUCCAUUAUCAUGUCACUUGCCUAUUCAUUGAAUUGCAUUAUCAAACUUACAUGUUUUGUUUAUUUUAAGCUUGUGAAUGAAGGAAGUGUACAGUGUAUGUGAUAAAACCUGUAUAUUGUUUAAAAAUUCUAUGAAAUAGAGAAAUUUCCUCUGACAGCUGAAAUACAUUUCAAAAUAGAAUAUGUUAGAUUUGCCCAAAUGAUAUAUGUGUGCUGUACAUAUAGAAUACAACUGUAUCUGUGUUUAAAUUUAAGAAGGUACUCUACAUCAUCAUAUCUGCUAAUUUCCUUUUUAAUCAUCGAUGAAAAUAUAGAUAUCAGGAAUAUUUGCCUAUUAAUUUCAACAUUCAUCGCCUAGCUGAGUAGGUUAGCACGUCGACUACUGAACUGUAGAUCGCGGGUUAAAGUCCAGCAAGGGUUUUAAAUUUUUUUCAGAUUGUUUUCUAUUAAAACUUCAUGUUUUGACUUUAGAAAUAAAGUAAAUUUGAAAGUUUUCAAUUUCAAAAUAUUGUUGUAAAUAUCCUCCACUUUUCAUCCCUAUCAAAUUUCUCUGGUGUAGGAUACCUCCUUAAAGAAAUCAUUUGCCUUUUUGCAUUUGUCUAGAUUUGUAUUGUGAACUUCAUAGAAUGGAAAAUGUUUUAGUUGUAUUGUUUUUAUACGCCCGUCUUAAGACGGGACGUAUUAUGGUAUGGCGUUCAUGUCCGUCUGUCCGUCCGUCUGUUAGCUUUUUCGUGUCCGACCCGUAACUUAAAUACUACAAGGCCUAGAAUCAUCAAACUUUGUCUGUAGAUACAUCUUGGGUAGAAGGUGUGUCGCACAUUAAAACCAGGUCACUGUGACUUUUUAUUAAGAAGAUAUGGCCAUAUAUGGCAAAAACUUGUCCGGCUCAUAACUUGAAAACUAUUAGACCUAGAAUCACCAAAAUUGGUCAACUAAUGCAUCUUAGGUAGAAGGUGUGUCGCAUCCUACUUUAAGGUCACUGUGACAUUUAAUUAAGGUGAUAUAAAAAAAAAUGUUUUAAUGGGUACAAUCUAUACUGUUGCUUAUUCAAAAAUGUUGCAUUAAAAAAACACAUAUUUUUUACGAUAUACUGUGCAGCUUUUUUUAGUAUAUAUAAUGUUUCUUUUGUUUCUAACAAUAACAAGAGAAAUUCCACUUGUCCCAUGGGAGUAGCAUGCAAAGAGCAUUUUGAUAAGAUUAAUUAAUGAGUUUAGUGUAAGGAGACUGUCUUAAUCAUUUCUGGUAGGUGUUAUCUACAUCUCUAAGGAAUUGGGCAGAGGAAGUUUAUUAAUUAAGCCUCUUAAUAACUGUUGAUAUAUUGGUAUUCUUUCAAAUUUGUUCUUGAUGGCCAGUCUAUAUUUUUAUUGUAAGUUGUUUGCUUGGAUAAAGGGCUAUCUUGCACUUUAAUCAUUUCAUUGAAAACAUUUGGGAAAAUGUUUUUAUAUCCUUUUAAAAAUCAUUAAGCUUACCUUAUCAAUAUUUGAAGCAAUGUCACAUGAGGCCAUAAAGUGGGUAAGAUUCUUAAAGGAAGGUUGACAUUUGGCUCCAUGCAUACCUAUCUCUUCAUGGUGAUAUGUUCAUGUUAACAAUAUGUGACGGGCGUAUCAUGUGCCGUGACGGUGCACUUUAUUACAUUUAAAUAGAUGCAAUGGAUGGAAUUUUGUUGAAUUUCAAUUGUUGCAAAAUUUGUCAUUUUUGGUACAGUUUUUGUUUUCAUUUUGAUUUGAAAAUGUUGAUGUAAUAAAACAUGUCAUAUAUUUUGAGAUUAUGGAUCUCCAAUGUUCACCGUGCUACUUUCUGUGCAGAAGACUGUGAUAUGAGUUAUCUGUUGAUAAAUAUCAUGCAAGAAUUAGAUAGUCACCAAUGUUCACGUUAGAAUCAUGAAUAAACAAUGUGUUUCAAAAUCUUUA
Ostrea edulis (European flat oyster) is the source of this 4143-nucleotide messenger RNA. Its product is annotated as myotubularin-related protein 9-like. The transcript has 15 exons. Bases 202 to 1905 code for a protein of 567 amino acids. NCBI's taxonomy places the organism in Eukaryota, Metazoa, Mollusca, Bivalvia, Ostreida, Ostreidae. The record is from RefSeq and is a predicted model, not a curated record. Gene Ontology annotation, biological process: negative regulation of autophagy.